CUUCUCCCCUUCAGUCUUGCACAGGUGUACCGGCUCCUCCCCUCCAGUCUUGCACAGGUGUACCGGCUCCUGCACCCUCCAGUCUUGCACAGGUGUACAGGCUCCUCCCCUCCAGUCUUGCACAGGUGUACCGGCUCCUCCCCUUCAAUCCUGCACAGGUGUACAGGCUCCUCCCCUUCAAUCCUGCACAGGUGUACCGGCUCCUCCCCUUCAAUCCUGCACAGGUGUAACGGCUCCUCCCCUUCACUCUUGCACAGGUCUACCGGCUCCUCCCCUUCACUCUUGCACAGGUGUGUACUGGUACUCCUCCCCCCUUCAGUCUUGCACAGGUGUACCGGCUCUUCCCCUUCAGUCUUGCACAGGUCUACCGGCUCCUCCCCUUCACUCUUGCACAGGUGUACCGGCUCCUCCCCUUCAGUCUUGCACAGGUGUACCGGCUCCUCCCCUUCAGUCUCGCACAGGUGUACCGGCUCCUCCCCUUCAGUCUUGCACAGGUACAGCAGCUCCUCCCCU
This is a messenger RNA of Staurois parvus, 513 nucleotides long. Lineage: Eukaryota; Metazoa; Chordata; Amphibia; Anura; Ranidae. The record is from the annotation of a GenBank genome assembly.